GGACCCAGCAUUUAGAAACUUACAAACAGUACUUGCUUGAUAUGAUGGAAGAAGAUGAACUUUCCAGGCAUACUGAGAAAUCCACUUAUAAAGAAAAGAUGAAGGAGCUGUCCAUGCUUUCUUUGAUCUGCUCCUGUUUUUACCCAGAAUCUCGCAACAUUAAUAUAUACACAUAUGAUGAUAUGGAAGUCAAACAUAUCAACAAACGUGCCUCUGGCCAAGCUUUUGAACUCAUCUUAAAGCCGCCAUCUCCUGUCUCUGAAGCACCACGAACUAUAGCCUCUCCAAAGAAGAAAGAUUUGUCCCUUGAAGAGAUCCAGAAAAAGCUGGAAGCUGCAGAAGAAAGGAGAAGGUCCCAGGAGGCCCAGGUGCUGAAACAACUGGCAGAAAAGAGAGAACAUGAGCGAGAAGUCCUUCAGAAGGCUGUGGAGGAGAACAAUAACUUCAGCAAAAUGGCAGAGGAAAAACUGAUACUGAAAAUGGAACAGAUCAAAGAAAACCGUGAAGCUAACUUAGCUGCUCUUAUUGAACGUCUUCAGGAGAAGGAAAGGCAUGCUGCAGAGGUCCGCAGAAACAAGGAGCUCCAGGUGGAACUGUCUGGCUGAGCCCAACAGUAGAGGGAGUCGGAUAACUCCCUUGCCUAUAUUAUUACAGAUCAUGAAAUAUUAGUAUAGGAAAUGUAUGACACGGUUUAAAAAAAAUGAAUCAAGAACUCAAUAAAAACAAAACAAAAAAAUUAAAACAAUGCAGUCUUUGCAGAAUGAUUUGCUUGAUGUUUAAAAUUAAAACUUGGAUCUUAUUUUGUAAAUACUUACAUUUUUGUUAAAAAAUACAAGUAUUGCAUUAUGCAAGUUAUUUCAUAAUCUUUACACGUCCUGUAACAGGCUUUUGAUGUUGUCUGUUUUCAUUCAGUUAAAUUUGUUAGAACUUUGCUAUGAAGUUCUUUGCAGCAAAAUCCAUGCCAAACUAUACUUGUUCUAACUGAAAACCAAGUCAGCAGAAGGUCUAUGGUGCUACUGUCGCGUCAUUACUUAGUAACAUGGAAAGCUUUGCACUCAAUAAGCUUAAGUCAAUAAGCCAAUUACAGGUAGGCAUUCUUAUUUGAUUAAAUGGUCUAGAAAAAUGAAGUCAUAGAACAUUAAGAAAUCAUAAUUUAUUUACAACCCCAGUGUUCUGCUAUAGAAAAACCAGAACUGUGCUAUACAGAAACAAGCUUCAUGGGGUUCAGUGAAAUUUAACCCCCGUAAACAUCUAAGGGAAAAAGCCUUUAGAACACAUUAGGAUUAAUGUGGUAUAAAACAGUAUUCAGUAAAGCUGCAUGUCUUAAGUUUAGAAGAAAGAAAGAAUUUUCCCAACAAAAAGGGAAAUAGAUAAUAGAUGCUUUUUAAAAGGUGUUGUAUGCAGUAGGGAGUGAACAACCAUAUUUGACCAAAUUACAAAAUUUCCCAGUUUCAGUUUCAUUGCCAGAAAAAUUCAUGGAAUUUAUAGGAAUAAAAACUGCAGUCAGUUUCAUUUUCUUAGCCUCUAGUCUAGUCCAAUGUUUUUCAACCCUGGCAACUUUACAAUGUGUGGACAUCAACUCCCAAAAUUCCUUAGCUUAGCUGGCAAUGCCAUCUGGAGAAUUCUGGGAAUUGGUUCACACACCUUAAAGUUGCCAAGAUUGUGAAACACUGCUCUAGCGUUUCAAAAUCUGGUGCGCCCCUCUUGUGAUGGCACUACAAUUCCUAGACUGCAGUUCCUGAAGUUCCAUAACCCCACAGUAUCUGAAGGAUACGAGUUUGGGAAAUAGGCAUAUUGUCUUGUCUCCAGUUGCUAAAAUCUGUGAAGAGACCAAGAGCAUCUUUGCAGAUAGAAUUCCAGCCUUAAGCUUUGUGAUUUCAUAACACUGCAAGAUGUUCCGUGUGCUAUUUUUCAUCCCAAAUCAGUGAGCUGGUGUUAAUCCUACUAACUUCUGCUCUACAGUGUUAGUCUGUCCUGCCUACUUUUAAAACACUAUCGAAAUGAUGAGGGCUGAAGCGGUCAGGAUGACUAGCCAAGGUGCUUGUGUCAAAUAAUAUCACCAAUCUCAACACACAUAUUGUCUGAAACAGCUGCCAACUUGAAGGUAUCCCAAAUUCUCCUGGAAAUUGCUGCCUGCGUAUUCUACUCUUCAUUAAUGCUAUUUUCCUGUAUGUCAUUGUGAGCAAGCUGUGAUUAAUAAA
Molecule: messenger RNA, 2201 nt
Organism: Pseudonaja textilis
Lineage: Eukaryota; Metazoa; Chordata; Lepidosauria; Squamata; Elapidae
Source: RefSeq, a predicted model, not a curated record